AUGGACAAAGAUGGACACUUUGAUAACCAACUCUUAAAAGCUAAUUAUAACAAAGAAGAGGCAGUAAACUUUUUUAAAAAUACCAGUGCAGUAUUUGAAAGGGAGAUGCCUAGAUCACCAUGGCCCGAGAGUAUGAGGAAGAGAAGGCAAAAGCUUAUUAUACCACAUGAAAGUUACCCUGUCAUUCUGAAUACUUACUUCUGUAAGAAAGUUAUUGCCAAAGAAUAUUCAGAAACACAAGAAGUUCGCUGUUGGGAUAUAUCUCUUCCAAGAAGAAUCAUCCCUUUGACUCAGAUAUUUAGAAUUAAGAGUCUAACAGAUAAUUCAUCUGAAAAACAGGUUGUGUGUGGUGAUCUCGGUACCCUGGGGGAAGACCAUAUUCAUAAACCCAAAAAAGCAAAACAACACUUCUCAACACAAGCUUCCCUAAGAGAUUCUCUGCUGGAUGCAGUAGAAAACCAAGAUGCUACUACCUGGUAUCAAAUUGGUGUCUGUGUGGUGGUUCAGAGAGUGUAUUAUCUUCCUUUCAAGUGUCAGCAGAGUGGUGACCCAGCUGUUCCACCCAGCUCAGACUCAUCUAGAGUUCGAGUUUGCCUUCUUGUGCAAGAUGCAUAUGGAGUGUUCAGUGAAGUGUAUGCAGAGCAAACCCAUUUGAAGGACAGACAAUUGGAAGGAAAGAGCUGUAACAUAACAGGAAUGAAGGUUCUACAGAAAGUCACCAGAGAAAGGACAGCAGGACUUUUCAGUUUGAUUGACACCAUGUGGCCUCCAGUGGUACCCUUGAAAGCUCCUGGCCCCAGCCUGACUUGUGGAAAGGUGAAAAGUCACCUUUCUACUCCUAGCUUUUGCUACAUGCUGUCUGUUCACCCAAAUCUGGGACAUAUUGAUAUAAUUGAAGACAAUCCCAUUUCUAAGCUUUACCAACCUCCAGUUACCUGCUACUUGAGAGAAAUUCUCCAGACUGGUGAUAUGGGUAUCCGUUGCAGUUUCUAUGCCAGAGUGAUCUAUCAAAGACCACAGGUAAAUCGUUUACUUCUGGAGCAAAAAAAAAUUUGGCUGAUGGUUACUGAUGUCACCUUACAAAAGCAUGACGAGAAUAACAUUCACCUCUCCAAAACUUUGUUGGUCUGUGUCACUUCCUCAUGUGUACUUGACCCAACAGUUCAAGAAGCACUCACUAAGGCUGUCUCUUCUAGCUUCCUUUUCAGGGAUGCUCUGAAAGAACAGGGCCAAAUUGUUUGUGCUGAACGAACAGUUCUCGUGCUUCAAAAGCCACUUCUAGGCAUGGCCUCUGGAGUUGACUCCUGUGAGCUGACCAGUCCUGUGAGGCUUGAGGAGCUGGAUUCUCUUACCCAGGUCAACUCCAUUUGCAGUGUUCAAGGCACAGUGGCUGGUGUGGAUGAAAAUACUGCCUUUUCCUGGCCUGUUUGUAACUGGUGUGGCAAUGGAAGCAUAGAAGAAAACCCAGAAAACAGAGGAACCUUUUCCUGUGGAAGCUGCUCUCGUAUGGUCACCUGCCCUCUUCUCAGAAGGCAUCUGCAAGUCUUCUUGGACUGUCCUUCAUAUCCCCAGGCCACAGUGAAGGUCAAGCUGUUACAGAGCAGUAUUUCAUCACUUCUGCAGUUUGCUUCCUGCACAGAUGGGACUUAUGAAGUGAAGAGUGUCCUCGGAAAGGAGGUGGGGUUGUUAAAUUGUUUUGUGCAGUCAAGAACCACCCAUCCGACCAGCUGUUUUGGAUUGGAAGAAAUUGAGCUUCUGACCAGUUAAAGCUGCUGUGGAAUGACAAGGCUGUCCCAAGAUCUGUGAACUUUGGCAUGUGGCUACAAGGAUGGUGGUGGCAGUUUGGGUAGUUAUUUGUUAACCAGAGUGAAUGUAUUUUGU
This is a messenger RNA of Suncus etruscus (white-toothed pygmy shrew), 1881 nucleotides long. RefSeq names its product scaffold protein involved in DNA repair (gene SPIDR). Gene Ontology annotation, biological process: double-strand break repair via homologous recombination; regulation of establishment of protein localization to chromosome. The coding region runs from base 1 to 1767 and encodes 588 amino acids. Gene Ontology annotation, cellular component: nuclear chromosome; nucleoplasm. The record is from RefSeq and is a predicted model, not a curated record. The transcript is spliced from 13 exons. NCBI's taxonomy places the organism in Eukaryota, Metazoa, Chordata, Mammalia, Eulipotyphla, Soricidae.